GGUUACAUGGAGACAGAGAUUUCUUAUAAAUCUGUCUUCCUCUUUUCAUCAUAUUAGAGUUUGAUUCAAAGUUUCAUGCACGGUCCACAAAUUUUCUCUUAUCCUUUUGCCGCCAACUAGUUGGGAUUAUAUCAUUUUCAAGCUGAGAUUUCUUCUAACAUAGAGAGUUUUUAGAAGAUUUCUUUAGGAGCCAUGAGCAUGGAAUUAGAAGCAAAAGAAAAGAAAGAGAUUGAGGGAGAAGAUGUGGGAUUUCCAGCUGAUGAACAUGAGGGGUGGAAGAGAUUCCAGCCAUGGACAAAGCAGAUAACAGUGAGGGGAAUUCUGGUGAGCCUUAUGAUUGGAAGUAUGUACAGUGUGAUAGCCAUGAAGCUGAUCCUCACAACCGGGGUAGUUCCUAACCUAAACAUCUCUGCUGCUCUACUUGGCUUCUUAUUUAUCCGGACAUGGUUAAAGGUGCUCGAAAAGAGUGGUUUUGUGUCAAAGCCAUUCACUCGCCAAGAGAAUACCAUGAUACAAACUUGUGCAGUUGCAUGCUAUGGCAUUGCUAAUGGAGGUGGAUUUGGUUCUUAUAUUUUGGCAUUGAACAAGAAGACAUAUGAGUUGGCUGGGGUCAACAAUGAGGGGAACUCCCCAAAGAGUGUCAAGGAACCUGGACUUGGUUGGACGACUGGCUACCUCUAUUUAAUAUCCUUUGUUGGCCUUUUUGCCUUAAUUCCUUUGAGAAAGAUAAUGAUACUAGACCUCAAGUUAACUUAUCCAAGUGGCUUGGCAACUGCGGUUCUCAUUAAUGGUUUCCACAAUCAGAGUGAUAAGAUUGCCAAGAAACAAGUGCAGGGGUUCAUGAAAUAUUUUUCAAUCAGUUUCUUUUGGGGUUUCUUUAAGUGGUUCUUCAGUGGGACUGGGACUGGGAAAGUGCAAUGUGGAUUCGGACAAUUCCCCAUUUUUGGAUUGAAAGCAUGGAAGCAUACAUUCUACUCCGAUUUUAGUAUGACAUAUAUUGGAGCUGGGAUGAUUGUUUCCCACCUCGUAAAUUUGUCUUUGAUUCUUGGAGCUGUGCUUUCCCAUGGAUUAAUGUGGCCGCUUAUUAGUAGACAUAAAGGAGAUUGGUUCUCUGAGAGUUUGCAAGAAAGCGACAUGAAGAGCUUAUUUGGUUAUAAGGUUUUCUUAUCCAUUGCUUUAAUCCUAGGUGAUGGGCUUUACAAUUUCGCGAAGAUAUUGGCAUGCACAAUCAUCAAUAUUCAUGACAAAUUGAAGAAUAGGGACCUCGAAAUGGUUGUGGGUGGCCAAGAGAAGCCCAUUGAAGUUUUGAAACGGAACCAAAUUUUCAUCGGAGAGAACAUUCCCAUAUGGCUUGCAACCGUAGGAUACGCCCUCUUCGCCAUCAUCUGCACCCUCGCGAUCCCAUUCAUGUUCCCUCAACUAAAAUGGUACUAUGUAGUCUCAGCCUAUAUUAUUGCUCCAUCUCUAGCAUUCUGCAAUGCUUAUGGAGUUGGCCUCACGGAUAUAAACAUGUCCUAUAAUUAUGCGAAAGUUGCAAUCUUCGUCCUGGCCGCAAUGAGCGGAAAAGAAGACGGCAUAGUGGCUGCGCUCAUUGGGUGUGGUCUCAUCAAAUCUGUUGUUUCUGUCGCUAGCAUUCUGAUGCAAGAUUUCAAAACAGCCUAUUUGACUUGCACUUCCCCAAAAGCAAUGUUCUUGAGCCAAGUCAUUGGCACAACGUUAGGCUGUGUGACAGCUCCUCUAAGCUUCUUUCUAUUCUACAAGGCAUUUGAUGUGGGAAACCCAGAUGGAGAGUUCAAAGCUCCUUUUGCGUUGAUGUACAGAAACAUGGCUAUUCUAGGAGUUCAAGGUUUCUCUGCUCUUCCUAACCAUUGCCUACAAAUCUGCUACGGCUUUUUUGCCUUGGCAAUCGGAGUCAAUGUAGUGAGAGAUAUGUCUCCUCAGAAGGUCGGAAAAUAUAUGCCUCUUCCGAUGGUCAUGGCCAUGCCUUUUCUAGUUGGGGCAUACUUUGCAAUUGAUAUGUGUAUUGGGAGUUUGAUUGUGUUUGUGUCGCACAAGAUCAACUCCAAGAAGGCUGAGUUUAUGGUUUCUGCAAUUGCUUCUGGAUUAAUUUGUGGGGAAGGGCUCUGGACACUUCCUGCUGCUGUUCUAGCUUUGGCCAAAGUAAAUCCUCCCAUCUGCAUGAAAUUUUUGCCUUCCUAGGAACAAUUUCUCAGGGGACUUGGCUAAUAACAUUAUAUGGUGCGAGGUAAUCCUGACUGAGAUUGUUCAAUGCCAGGUUGCCAAAAAAAAAAAAAAAAAAGGAACAUCAACUAGAUGGAAGGGCAAAACAAACUGUAUCCGUUCUCAAUCAUCAAUAAGAAUGCACCUUGUAUUGUUGUCAGUUGUUCUGGUCGGGCUCAUCACCUAUCUAUAAACAAAACACAGCUUGGUUGGAAUCACUAUUGGACUAAACCAUCUUUACAUGCGUACUUUUAUAUUCCCUAGUCAGGUACACAUGGGUUGUUGCUCCACAGUUGUACAGAACCUCAUACUUCCGAAUGUAUAGAGAAUAAUAUAGGUUUUAUUUUUCUUUUU
Carya illinoinensis is the source of this 2574-nucleotide messenger RNA. RefSeq names its product metal-nicotianamine transporter YSL1-like. Gene Ontology annotation, biological process: response to iron ion; seed development. Gene Ontology annotation, molecular function: iron-nicotianamine transmembrane transporter activity; oligopeptide transmembrane transporter activity. The coding region runs from base 193 to 2199 and encodes 668 amino acids. Gene Ontology annotation, cellular component: plasma membrane. The transcript has 7 exons. The record is from RefSeq and is a predicted model, not a curated record. NCBI's taxonomy places the organism in Eukaryota, Viridiplantae, Streptophyta, Magnoliopsida, Fagales, Juglandaceae.